AUGGUGGUGCCUGACAUCAGCGAUGAGGCCACGAUGCUGGACAGUGACUACAUAUGCAUCGGAAACCUGGGCAGAUCACGCGAUCUUCUGAAUAAAGAGAAUCAUCCGAGUGAUUUCAAAAUACCCGAGUCAGAUGCGUUUGUUGGUCGGCUUUCGCAAUUCCACAUAAAUGGCUUGAAUGUACUGAGUUUUGUGAGAACGCUUCCCGAAUUCCGCAACAGCAACAACCAGUUGAUGAAAGUUAACGAGCCGGAGGCAUCUAUCAUCAACGCUUGGAAGGACAGUAUUGGAGUUAGUGCCAGUGCAGCUGAAAAUGAUGCGGGUGAUAUCCUGGAAUUCCCGAUCCACUUUCGAGAUGGUGGAGGCUUGCUCGAGAAGACUUGUGCAUUGCCUGAUGAGUGGUCAGCUUCACUCUUUCUUACAACUGAACUCUGCUGCCCAAAACUGCGUGCCCUUUUGCAGUCUCCUGUGGUUGCAUCACUUCUGGAGGCAAUUUAA
Dibothriocephalus latus is the source of this 498-nucleotide messenger RNA. The record is from the annotation of a GenBank genome assembly. NCBI's taxonomy places the organism in Eukaryota, Metazoa, Platyhelminthes, Cestoda, Diphyllobothriidea, Diphyllobothriidae.